AUGGCUAGAAUCAAUGCUCUCAUCUGUAUACAAGUUACUAUUAGCAAUAAAUCAAUCUAUAUAGGGACGUACCAUAUGCCUUGUCUUUACAAAGAACCUGGUAUGAUGCUGAUUCAUUCUGCAAUUGUGAAAGAUUUGAUGUUUCAUUUAACAGGUGGACAAGAUUUUAUUCUUGCUGGUGACUUCAAUUUUGACCCAACAGAUAUAUGCUACAAGGCUUUAACAGAGAAAAAUUAUGAUGGCUAUCAAAUACCAGGAUCUAGUACUUAUGAAAUUUCGUAUCGUCACAACGCUGAAUAA
This is a messenger RNA of Rotaria socialis, 300 nucleotides long. The record is from the annotation of a GenBank genome assembly. Lineage: Eukaryota; Metazoa; Rotifera; Eurotatoria; Philodinida; Philodinidae.